CUCCCUGGAAAUAGCUCGAGCCUUCCCGGAAAUGUGAGGACUGUGGUGUCAGUGGGCCUUUCCCAGCUGAGAGGCUGCUCACCUUCUGACAGGACAGGCUCAGCUGGGCCCAUAGGUGGGGCCGGCAAGAUGCUGAAGUUCCAGACAGUUAAAGGGGGCCUGAGGCUCUUGGGGAUUCGCCGAACCUCCACUGCCUCCGCUGCCUCCCCAAAUGUCCGGCGCCUAGAGUACAAGCCCAUCAAGAAAGUCAUGGUGGCCAACAGAGGUGAGAUUGCCAUCCGAGUGUUCCGGGCCUGCACGGAGCUAGGCAUCCGCACUGUGGCUGUCUACUCAGAGCAGGACACGGGGCAGAUGCACCGGCAGAAAGCGGAUGAAGCCUAUCUCAUUGGCCGUGGCCUCACGCCGGUGCAGGCCUACCUGCACAUCCCAGACAUCAUCAAGGUGGCCAAGGAGAACAACGUGGACGCUGUGCACCCUGGCUACGGGUUCCUGUCUGAACGUGCAGAUUUCGCCCAAGCCUGCCAGGAUGCUGGCGUCCGCUUCAUUGGGCCGAGCCCAGAGGUGGUCCGCAAGAUGGGAGACAAGGUGGAGGCCCGGGCCAUCGCCAUUGCUGCAGGUGUCCCUGUGGUCCCUGGCACGGACGCCCCCAUCACUUCCCUACACGAGGCCCAUGAGUUCUCUAACACCUACGGCUUCCCCAUUAUCUUCAAGGCCGCCUAUGGGGGCGGGGGCCGUGGCAUGAGGGUCGUGCACAGCUACGAGGAGCUGGAGGAGAACUACACCCGGGCCUACUCUGAGGCUCUGGCGGCCUUCGGGAAUGGAGCGCUGUUCGUGGAGAAGUUCAUUGAGAAGCCGCGCCACAUCGAGGUGCAGAUCUUAGGGGACCAGUAUGGGAACAUCCUGCACCUGUAUGAGCGGGACUGUUCCAUCCAGCGGCGGCACCAGAAAGUGGUGGAGAUUGCCCCUGCUGCCCACCUGGACCCCCAGCUUCGGACGCGGCUCACCAGUGACUCUGUCAAGCUUGCUAAGCAGGUGGGCUACGAGAAUGCUGGCACCGUGGAGUUCCUGGUGGACAAGCACGGCAAGCACUACUUCAUCGAGGUCAACUCCCGCCUGCAGGUGGAGCACACGGUCACCGAGGAGAUCACAGAUGUGGACCUGGUCCAUGCACAGAUCCACGUGGCUGAGGGCCGAAGCCUGCCUGACCUGGGCCUGCGACAGGAGAACAUCCGCAUCAACGGCUGCGCUAUCCAGUGCCGGGUCACGACGGAGGACCCUGCACGCAGCUUCCAGCCCGACACAGGCCGCAUCGAGGUGUUCCGCAGUGGGGAGGGCAUGGGCAUCCGCCUUGACAACGCCUCUGCCUUCCAAGGAGCCGUCAUCUCACCCCACUACGACUCCCUCCUGGUCAAAGUCAUCGCCCAUGGCAAAGACCACCCCACAGCCGCCACCAAGAUGAGCCGAGCCCUCGCUGAGUUCAGAGUCCGAGGCGUGAAGACCAACAUCCCCUUCCUGCAGAAUGUGCUCAACAACCAGCAGUUCCUGGCAGGAACCGUGGACACCCAGUUCAUCGACGAGAACCCUGAGCUAUUCCAGUUGCGGCCCGCACAGAACCGGGCCCAGAAGCUGCUGCACUACCUUGGACAUGUCAUGGUGAAUGGCCCUACCACCCCAAUCCCUGUGAAGGCCAGUCCAAGCCCCACGGACCCCAUCGUCCCUGCAGUGCCCAUAGGCCCACCUCCAGCUGGGUUCAGGGACAUCCUUCUGCGAGAGGGGCCUGAGGGCUUUGCUCAAGCUGUGCGAAAACAUCAGGGGCUGCUGCUGAUGGACACGACCUUCAGGGAUGCCCAUCAGUCACUGCUGGCCACUCGUGUGCGCACCCAUGAUCUCAAAAGGAUUGCACCCUAUGUCGCCCACAGCUUCAACAAGCUCUUCAGCAUGGAGAACUGGGGAGGAGCCACAUUUGAUGUUGCAAUGCGCUUCUUAUAUGAGUGUCCCUGGCGGCGGCUGCAGGAGCUCCGGGAGCUCAUCCCCAACAUCCCAUUCCAGAUGCUUCUACGGGGGGCCAAUGCAGUGGGCUACACCAACUACCCUGACAAUGUGGUCUUCAAGUUCUGUGAGGUGGCCAAAGAGAAUGGCAUGGAUGUCUUCCGGAUCUUUGACUCCCUCAAUUACUUGCCCAACAUGCUGCUGGGCAUGGAGGCAGCAGGCAGUGCUGGGGGUGUGGUGGAGGCUGCCAUCUCAUAUACAGGUGACGUGGCCGACCCCAGCCGCACCAAAUACUCGCUGCAGUACUACAUGAGCUUGGCGGAAGAGCUGGUGCGAGCUGGCACCCACAUCCUGUGCAUCAAGGAUAUGGCAGGGCUGCUGAAGCCAGCAGCCUGCACCAUGCUGGUUAGCUCCCUCCGGGACCGCUUUCCUGACCUCCCGCUGCACAUCCAUACCCAUGACACAUCAGGGGCAGGUGUAGCAGCCAUGUUGGCCUGUGCCCAAGCUGGCGCUGACAUAGUGGAUGUGGCAGCUGACUCCAUGUCCGGGAUGACCUCACAGCCCAGUAUGGGCGCCCUAGUAGCCUGUACCAAAGGGACUCCUCUAGACACAGAGGUACCCCUGGAACGCGUAUUUGACUACAGUGAAUACUGGGAGGGGGCUCGGGGACUUUAUGCUGCCUUUGACUGCACGGCCACCAUGAAGUCUGGCAACUCGGAUGUGUAUGAGAACGAGAUCCCAGGGGGCCAGUACACCAACCUGCACUUCCAGGCCCACAGCAUGGGGCUUGGCUCCAAGUUCAAGGAAGUCAAAAAGGCCUAUGUGGAGGCCAACCAGAUGCUAGGGGACCUCAUCAAGGUGACUCCUUCCUCCAAGAUUGUGGGGGACCUGGCCCAGUUCAUGGUGCAGAAUGGCUUGAGCCGGGCAGAGGCUGAAGCGCAGGCUGAAGAGCUGUCCUUCCCCCGCUCCGUGGUAGAGUUCCUGCAAGGCUACAUUGGUGUCCCCCAUGGGGGGUUCCCUGAGCCCCUUCGCUCUAAGGUGCUAAAGGACCUUCCAAGGGUAGAGGGGCGGCCUGGAGCCUCCCUCCCUCCCCUGGAUCUGCAGGUGUUGGAGAAGGAGCUGAUAGAGCGGCACGGGGAGGAAGUGACCCCAGAGGACGUACUUUCAGCAGCCAUGUACCCCGAUGUCUUUGCCCAAUUCAAGGACUUCACUGCCACCUUUGGCCCCUUGGAUAGCCUCAAUACCCGCCUCUUCCUGCAGGGACCCAAAAUUGCAGAGGAGUUUGAGGUGGAGCUAGAGCGGGGCAAGACACUGCACAUCAAAGCCCUGGCUGUGAGUGACCUGAACCGGGCUGGCCAGAGGCAGGUUUUCUUUGAGCUCAACGGGCAGCUGCGGUCCAUCCUGAUCAAGGACACCCAGGCCAUGAAGGAGAUGCAUUUCCACCCUAAAGCUCUGAAGGAUGUGAAGGGCCAAAUUGGGGCACCCAUGCCUGGAAAGGUGAUUGAUAUCAAGGUGGUGGCGGGAGCUAAGGUGACCAAAGGCCAGCCUCUGUGUGUGCUCAGUGCCAUGAAGAUGGAGACUGUGGUGACUUCGCCCAUGGAGGGCACUGUCCGCAAGGUCCACGUAACCAAGGACAUGACGCUGGAAGGUGAUGACCUCAUCCUGGAGAUCGAGUGACCCUGUCCCAGGCUAGCAGCCUGGCCACCCCCACCCGAUACCUUCAACAGAAGCUGUGCUGCCAGGUCAGGCCCAGGCAAGCUGGUGCCCAAGAGCAGGAAGGCCUGGCCCUGGAGGUCCUGUGCUCAGUGGGACAGCGAAGACUCCCGCAGAGGCCCAUUCCCUUCAACCAUCUGUCCUUUCCUCACUGGUGGACAGCUGCUUACAUAUUCAUCUCUUGCCAAGUAAGGGUCCUCUCCUCAUGGGAGACUACAGGUGGAGGAGUAGAUGGUCUUAGGACCCGGAGAAGGUUAAGGGGUCCUACCUCCUGGUUGUAGGGGAGACGUAAACCCCAGAUCUUGGGACAUUUGCUCAAUAAAACGCUUUCCUCUGCCCUCCA
Messenger RNA from Chinchilla lanigera (long-tailed chinchilla), 4045 nucleotides. RefSeq names its product pyruvate carboxylase (gene Pc). Gene Ontology annotation, molecular function: metal ion binding; pyruvate carboxylase activity; ATP binding. Gene Ontology annotation, biological process: gluconeogenesis; pyruvate metabolic process. The transcript has 21 exons. NCBI's taxonomy places the organism in Eukaryota, Metazoa, Chordata, Mammalia, Rodentia, Chinchillidae. Gene Ontology annotation, cellular component: cytoplasm. The record is from RefSeq and is a predicted model, not a curated record. The coding region runs from base 130 to 3666 and encodes 1178 amino acids.